Messenger RNA from Peromyscus leucopus (white-footed mouse), 490 nucleotides. RefSeq names its product interleukin 2 (gene Il2). Gene Ontology annotation, molecular function: interleukin-2 receptor binding; growth factor activity. The transcript is spliced from 4 exons. Gene Ontology annotation, cellular component: extracellular region. The record is from RefSeq and is a predicted model, not a curated record. Gene Ontology annotation, biological process: immune response. NCBI's taxonomy places the organism in Eukaryota, Metazoa, Chordata, Mammalia, Rodentia, Cricetidae. The coding region runs from base 1 to 468 and encodes 155 amino acids.
AUGUACAACAUGCAGCUUGCAUCCUGUGUUGCACUGACGCUCGCACUCCUCGUCAACAGCGCACCCACUUCAAGCUCUACAAAGGAAACCCAGCAGCACCUCGAGCAGUUAUUGAUGGACUUAGAGGUGCUUCUGGAAGGGAUCAAUAAUUACAAGAAUCCGAAACUUCCCAUGAUUCUCACGUUCAAAUUUUACAUGCCCAAGAAGGCCACAGAACUGAAACACCUUCAGUGCCUAGAAGAAGAACUCGGAGCUCUGCAGCGUGUGCUGGAUUUGGCUCAAAGCAAGAGCUUUCGCUUGGAAGAUGCUGAGAAUUCUAUCAGCAAUAUUAGAGUAACAGUUGUGAAACUAAAGGGCUCUGAAAACACAUCCACGUGCGAAUUCCAUGAUGAGACAGUAACUGUGGUGGAAUUUCUGAAUACAUGGAUAGCCUUCUGUCAAAGCACCAUCGCAACAAUGGCUCAAUAAUCAUGUGCUCCUGCUUACAACA